Tympanuchus pallidicinctus (lesser prairie-chicken) is the source of this 2740-nucleotide messenger RNA. RefSeq names its product mucin-5AC-like. The annotation marks the transcript as partial. Gene Ontology annotation, cellular component: cytoplasm. Gene Ontology annotation, biological process: NAD+ biosynthetic process; quinolinate catabolic process. NCBI's taxonomy places the organism in Eukaryota, Metazoa, Chordata, Aves, Galliformes, Phasianidae. Gene Ontology annotation, molecular function: nicotinate-nucleotide diphosphorylase (carboxylating) activity. The record is from RefSeq and is a predicted model, not a curated record. The transcript is spliced from 15 exons.
GGUGCCCCCCCCCCCAUCGCCCUAUGGCUCGCUCAGCUGCCCUGAAGGUCAGCGGGACCCACAGCUCUGCCCCAUAGCGCCGGGUUCUGCCCUAAACAGCACCACCAUCACCAAUGAUUUCACCAUGAGCAGCACCACUAACAUGGCCGACCUCACCAACAUGGCUGACGUCACCAAGACUGACACCAACAUGGCUGAUGUCACCAACAUGGCUGACACUGCCAGCACGGCCACCACCAACAUGGCUGACCUCACCAACAUGGCUGACGUCACCAAGUCCGACACCACCAACAUGGCCGACACCAACACUGACAAGACUGACGCCACCAACAUGGCUGACACCAACAUGGCCAACCACACCAACAUGGCCGACAUCACCAACAUGGCCGAUGUCAGCAAGACCGACACCACCAACAUGGCUGCCACCAACAUGGCCGCCACCACCAAGACUGACACCACCAACAUGGCUGACACCAACAUGGCCAACCACACCAACAUGGCUGACAUUGCCGAGACCGACACCACCAACAUGGACACCACCAACAUGGCCGCCACCAACGUGGCUGACACCACCAAGACUGACACCACCAACAUGGCUGACUCCAAUGUAGCCACCACCACCAACAUGGCUGCCACCAACAUGGCUGCCACCACCAACAUGGCUGACACCAACAUAGCUGCCACCACCAAGACUGACACCACCAACAUGGCUGACACCACCAACAUGGCUGACACCAACAUGGCUGACACCAACAUGGCCACCACCACCAACAUGGCUGACACCAACAUGGCUGACACCAACAUGGCCACCACCACCAACAUGGCUGCCACCAACGUAGCCGCCACCACCAACAUGGCCGACGCCACCACUGAGGCCCACGCCACCCAGGCCAGCGUCAACAUGGCCGCCUCCAGCGCCUCCAUCACCAACCCUGCCGCCAUGUUGAACACCGCCAUGAUGAGCGCCGCCAUGAUGAGCGCCGCCAUGUUGAACCCUGCUGCCAUGUUGAACCCUUCCAUGAUGAGCGCCGCCAUGUUGAACACCGCCAUGUUGAACCCCGCCGCCAUGUUGAACCCUUCCAUGUUGAACGCCGCCAUGUUGAACCCCGCCGCCAUGAUGGAUCCCCCCACCACCAACCCCACCACCACCAAUGCCGCCAUGAUGGAUCCCACCAUCACCGCCAACCCCACCACAACCAACUCCGCCAUGAUGAGCCCCACCGCCAUAUUGAGCCCCACCACCACAACCAACCCCACCAUGGCCAACCCCACCGCCAUGAUGGAUCCCACCAUCACCACCAACCCCACCAUGACCAACAAUGCCGCCAUGAUGGAUCCCACCAUCACCACCAACCCCACCACAACCAACACCAUGAUGAACCCCACCGCCAUAUUGAGCCCCACCACAACCAACCCCACCGCCAUGAUGGAUCCCAACACCACCAACCCCACCGUGUCCAACCCCACCGCCAUGAUGAGCCCCACCGCCAUAUUGAGCCCCACCACAACCAACAAUGCCACCAUGAUGGAUCCCACCAUCACCACCAACCCCACCAUGACCAACUCCGCCAUGUUGAACCCCACCGCCAUGAUGGAUCCCACCAUCACCACCAACCCCACCACAACCAACUCCGCCAUGAUGGGCCCCACCGCCAUAUUGAGCCCCACCAUGGCCAACCCCACCGCCAUGAUGGAUCCCAACACCACCAAGCCCACCGUGUCCAACCCAACCGCCAUGAUGAGACCCACGAAGGCCAACCCCACCAUGGCCAACCCCACCGCCAUGAUGGAUCCCACCGCCAUGAUGGAUCCCACCAUCACCACCAACCCCACCACCACCCACCCUGCCCCCCCACGACGACCCCCCCCCCCUCCCUCUCUGUCCUCCCUGCUGCCCCCUCCCCACCUUCGCACCCUGGCCCGCCAUUGGCUGCAGGAGGAUUGCCCGGGCCUCGACCCCGCCGCCCUGCUGGUUGGCCUGAGCCCACGCCUCGCCAUCAUCGUCUGCAAAUCCUCGGGCCUUCUGGCCGGCCUCCCUUUCGCCGACGCCGUUUGGGAGGAAUUGGGUUGUCGAUCGAGAUGGAAAGUUCCGGAAGGAAGUCACGUGACUUCCGGGACGGUGGUGGCGGAAAUACGGGGUUCGGCGGCUCGGAUCCUACAAGGGGAGCGGGUGGUGCUGGAGGUGCUGGGGAGGUGCAGCGGGACGGCGACGGCGGCCAGGAAGGCGGUGGAGGUGGCGAGGGGGCUGGGAUGGGGCGGGGCGGUGGGCGGGACCAGGAAGACCACGCCCGGCUUCCGAUUGGUGGAGAAAUACGGGCUGUGGGUGGGAGGGGCCGACCCCCAUCGUUACGACCUCGGGGGGAUGCUGAUGGUGAAGGACACCCAUAGGGAUGCGGCGGGGGUCCCGAUGAGGGAGCUGGUCUCAGCCGCCCGUCGCGCCGCGGGUUUCAGCCGCCGCGUGGAGGUGGAGUGCGGGAGCGCAGGGGAGGCGCUGGAAGCGGCGCAGAGCGGAGCCGACAUCGUGCUGCUGGACAACAUGCGGCCGCGGGAGCUGCAGGCGGCGGCGGCGGCGCUGAAGAGCCGUUGGCCGCGGGUUGUGGUGGAGGCGAGCGGCGGCAUCACGGCGGCGGCGCUGCCCCACUGCGCGGGGCCCCACAUCGACGUGGUUUCUAUGGGGGCUCUGACCCACAGCGCCCCCCCCGUCGAUUUCAGCCUGCGGGUCUUAAGGGGGGGGGGGGGG